Erinaceus europaeus (western European hedgehog) is the source of this 2265-nucleotide messenger RNA. RefSeq names its product hyaluronan binding protein 2 (gene HABP2). Gene Ontology annotation, biological process: proteolysis. The record is from RefSeq and is a predicted model, not a curated record. The coding region runs from base 104 to 1783 and encodes 559 amino acids. Gene Ontology annotation, molecular function: calcium ion binding; serine-type endopeptidase activity. The transcript has 13 exons. Lineage: Eukaryota; Metazoa; Chordata; Mammalia; Eulipotyphla; Erinaceidae.
AAUCUUUGGAGACUGAUAGACCCCCCUCCCCACUUCCACCAAAAGGCAGAGACAACAAAAGAAAGUAUAUUUUGAGCAAAAACAAGAGUCCCUCACUGCCAAGAUGCUUGCUCCAAGGUGCCGUCUCCACGUUCUGCUGUUUGUGACUCUGGUAGGAGAGAGAGUCCUGGGGUUUUCCCUGCUGUCUUUACUCACUGACUCGGACCCAGACUGGACUCCAGACUCCUAUUAUUACAACGAUGAUUAUUAUGACAACCAGGAGGAGAGCACCAGCAGCAGUCCUGCCUACUCUGAGAAUCCUGACUGGUACUACACAGACGAUGAUCCGUGCCAGUCUAACCCCUGUGAGCAUGGUGGGGAGUGUGUGGUCAGAGGGAAGACCUUCACAUGCACCUGUCCAGCCCCUUUCUACGGAAACAGGUGUCGCAAUGCACAUAACAAGUGCAAGAAAAAUUCCUGUGGGCGGGGUGAAUGUCUCGUUACUCAGAGUCCUCCCUAUUACCGCUGUGUCUGCAAACACCCUUACAGAGGAGCAGACUGUUCCACAGUGAUUCCUGCCUGCUGGCCAAAUCCCUGCCAAAAUGGCGGCACCUGUACCAGGAAUCGGCGGAGAUCCAAGUUUACCUGUACCUGUCCCCACCCGUUCAAGGGGAAGUUCUGUGAAAUAGGUUCUGAUGACUGCUAUACCGGUGAUGGCUACUCAUACCGUGGGAAAGUGAGUAAGACAGUCAACCAGCACACGUGCCUUUACUGGAACUCCCACCUCCUCUUGCAGGAGAACUAUAACAUGUUCAUGGAGGAUGCUGAGGUCCAUGGGAUUGGAGAGCACAACUUCUGUAGAAACCCAGACGGAGACAAGAAGCCCUGGUGUUUUGUUAAAGUAAACAGUUCAAAGAUCAAGUGGGAGUACUGUGACAUCUCCACAUGCUCAGUCCUUGACACUGUCGAUCCAGAAGCAAGCCUCCCUGGCCCCUCGGCCAACUUGCAGGGCUUUGACUCAUGUGGGAGGACAGAGAUUGCAGAUACAAUGGUCAAGCGGAUCUACGGAGGCUUCAAGAGCACGGCGGGCAAGCACCCCUGGCAGGCGUCCCUGCAGACCUCACUGACACUGACCGUCUCCAUGCCCCAGGGCCACUACUGUGGUGGGGCUCUGAUCCAUCCCUGUUGGGUGCUCACUGCUGCCCACUGUACUGAAAUAAAAGCCAAAUACCUUAGAGUAGUGUUGGGAGACCAAGACCUGAAGAAGACAGAAUUCCAUGAGCAGACCUUCGGAGUGGAGAAGAUCAUCAAAUACAGUCACUACAAUGAGAGAGACGAGAUUCCACACAAUGACAUUGCUUUGCUCAGACUGAAGCCAGUGGAUGGUCACUGUGCCCUGGAAUCGAAGUAUGUUAAGACAGUGUGUUUGCCGGAUGGUCCCUUUCCCUCAGGGACUGAAUGUCACAUCUCUGGCUGGGGUGUCACAGAAACUGGAGAAGGGUCCCGCCAGCUCCUGGAUGCCAAAGUCAAGCUGAUUGCUAACAGUUUGUGCAACUCUCGCCGGCUGUAUGACCACAUGAUCGAUGACAGCAUGAUUUGUGCUGGAAACCUUCAGAAGUCUGGGACAGACACCUGCCAGGGUGAUUCUGGAGGCCCUCUGACCUGCGAGAAGGAUGGCACCUACUUUAUCUACGGGAUUGUGAGCUGGGGCCUGGAGUGUGGGAAGAAACCUGGGGUCUACACCCACGUCACCAAGUUCCUGAAUUGGAUCAAAGCCACCAUCCAAAGGGAGGGUGGUUUCUGACCUGCCCUUUGAACCACAGAGCUAUCGUCCUUAACAUUUGGCAAGGCAAGGCUCAAGGGCAACAGUGGACGUUCCUCAGAGCCUCUGGGAGUCCAAAGUACAGAGGUCCACACUCAGAGCAGAGACAGUGCCCCAGAGCUGCAGCUCCACCAUUUCCCAGACUCUCUCUUGAGUCAUGUGAGAAAUGACAGCAUCACCAAAAACUGAAUCUGCCUACUGCCCUUUUGACAACUGCACCAUCCAGAAAAUCAGACCUACAGACUGUCUCUGCCAUGGGCAUUUGCACAUGGGGGCUUGAGAUGGUCCAACAUGAGUGGAAAUUUCCCUUGCAAUUUUCUUGCUCACCCCAGACACUCAGGGGGCACCUCCUUCCCACCCACCCACUUCUAAACAGAAGACCAGACAGACAACAUUCUCAAUCCAUCCACAGUUGCUGUUUUUAAUAAAGGUGGAUCUGGGGAUGGGCCAGCAUGUCACUCUUA